GGCUGCUUGGCUAGCACCUCCUCCCCUUGCUCCCCCAAGUCCCCCUCCUUACAGCACGGAUAGUAAUAAGCGGCCCUCGCUGGAUUGCUGAGUCAUUCGGCAUACGCGAAAACGAUAAUGCGCCGCUUUUGCCGAUAAGCAGCCCCCGGUCGCGCUUAUCGCGACAAGCGCCGUUCCGUAGCGAAAUUUCAAGCCCAGAGCAGCUGGCUGAGCCGACGACACCUUCGUCCCAUCCGCCAAGCUAUCCUCGCUCGCUCCCCAAACGACGCUUUUGCUCUUCACCCACCCCCAGCCACAGCCACCAUGGACAUGUUAACAGCCUCGGAGCAGCGCACGCUGGAGCAGCGCAUGCAGAAGCGCCAGGUCAAGGAGUUCAUGGGCGCUUUCGGCGGUCUCGUCGAGCACUGCUUCAACUCGUGCGUCGACGACUUCACGUCCAAGGCGCUGUCCUCGCGCGAGAACGGCUGCAUCAACCGCUGCGUCCUCAAGUGGAUGGCCACGCAGCAGCGCGUCAGCGAGCGCUUCCAGGAGCACAACGCCCAAAUCACCCAGCAGAUGCAGAAAUAAUAACGGCAAGGAAGGGGAGGGGCGGGGGGUGUUGGCGGGGACGGAAGCGCCCGCAUGCGCGCGCGCUGGCUGAAGAUCAUCUUGGGUACACCACUCCCCAGGGGGGAAGGGAGGGCAAGCAAAUAUGGCCCGCGACGGUGGCCGCAGCGGCGGCUGGGGACGGGGACGGGGCGGAGCGGGUGGUUACACGGGGGACAAUAACCAACCCCCGGAUGAGGGUUGUGUGACUGGCACCGUCGGUCUAGGUGCUGCAUCCAGGUGCUCGGCGCGUGAGUCGACCGCGUGCGCCUGGUCCAUGUACGAUAUACGCUUGUUGCACAGGGACAUCGGGGACAGUGUUGUCGGAUGGCCCGUAUGCAAAGGCUCCGGCUGCUUUGCCUCGUGCUGCAGCCUGCGCUUGUAUUUCUAUCAUCGCCACGAAUUCGAAAGAGAAGGGCCGGCGGGCAUAAAUGAAUACCGCACCACAUGGUCCUCACAGCUGUGCACGUUGUCAAGUAG
Molecule: messenger RNA, 1065 nt
Organism: Purpureocillium takamizusanense
Lineage: Eukaryota; Fungi; Ascomycota; Sordariomycetes; Hypocreales; Ophiocordycipitaceae
Gene: TIM9
Product: protein transporter tim9
Exons: 3
Coding region: 304-567 (87 amino acids)
Source: RefSeq, a predicted model, not a curated record